AUGCGGCAUCGGUACGCGGGAGCUGUCCAUCAGCACCAGAUCCCCGACGACAAGCACCGAGAGCAGAACCGAGACCCAGUCGCUCCUGUUUUCAGCCUGCCGCCCCCGCCCUCUUCUCACCACCGGGACCGCGCUCCGACCACCGCCGCGCACCGCCAGAGCCUCCAGGAGCUGCCGUGUCUGAGCCAGCCCUCCCGGAGACCUGUUCACAGCGGAGACCCUCUACCUCUGGCGAGCUACGACACCAACCAGCGACCUUCACACCGAGCCGGUGAACCCAGCUCCGGGAAGCCGGCGCACCUGCAGCAGGAUCCCUGGGCCCCGGCCGGCUCCCAGCAGCCGCCGCCGCCGCCGCCGCAGUCGGAGAAGCAGCCUGUUUUUCCGAGCUGCCACUGCAGUUUUUCAGAGCAGGAGGCGAGCUUUUCUCCAAACCAGCCCCAUCCUGCCGGUCCUCUCCCACCGCAGCCCUCCCCACCUUUUCCGCCGCCGAUACCGCCGCCGCCAGCGUCGUCCUCCUCCUCUCUGCUCUUUUCCCGGGAAUCUAAAAGAGGGGAUCGACUCCGAAGGAGUGCCAAUAAUUACCAACAACAGGCAAGCAUCGUGGAACGCUGCAGGGGAGGAGGAGGAGCAGGAGGGCACCGAGACCACAGGCAGCUGUUGCAGCAGCAGCAGCAGCAGCAGCAGCUCUGUCAUCUCAGACUCCAACAGAGGGACCCCUCCCCUGAAGGAAUCCGAGUAAACUCACAGAAAGGGCGCUCUUUAAAUGUAUGUGAGUCAACCGAGGCUAGGAGAGCAUUCGAGUCUCAGACUCAGGAGCUGCAGCAGCAACAGAUCCCACAAUUACGAGCGCAGCAGCAGCUACUGGUGGGGAGCAGCUUGCCUAUCAACUACUGCGCCAGCGGCUCAGGAGAGCUAUGUAGGACUCACCAGGCUCCACUGCUGCACCAGCAAGAGCAGCAGCAGCAGCAGCAGCAGCAGCGGCAGCAGCAGCAGCAGCAAGGCGCACUGGGGCUCUGUCCCCAGCGUCCGCAGCACUGUGAACAAGACCGCAAUAAGUCUGGGAGGAUCAGCGCGCAGGGCGACCACCGCGACUCCCGCGUAACCCCCCCGGUAACACAACAGGCGUACGCGGGGAACUCGUCUGCGACUGGCAGCAACAGCAGCAAAGACAGCCCCAACUACGGCUCCAGCUAUCACCUGUGGCCAGAGAGCCCGCAUAAAGGAGAGGAGAGGAUACGCAUCGACCUGCAGAAGGCCACUACUGAGCAGAAGAAGCUGAGCCAUGCUGGAUCCAAGCCCUCCCUCUCCGAGAGCAGCGGCCGACUCCCUCAGAUAGCCAUGAACACCUGCAAGUACAAUGGCGGCGUGGUGAGACCACUAGUAGGCAGCCUGGCGUCCUCGUCGCGCCGCAACCUCGCGGAGCUCGACUCGGAGACGCAACCCCUGCAGACGCUGCACAGCUCUGGCCUGGAGGUGGUGGUGUCCAAGGGCAACGGCGGCGAAGACCCCAGCAAGGCGUCCAAUGAGAGCUUGGUCAGGGAGGGCAGCGGGCGCGGCGGCGGCAGGGCUCCCCAGAAGAAGAACAGGGACAUUGGCUACAAGCUCGGCCACCGGAGGGCACUGUUCGAGAAGCGGAAGCGGCUCAGCGAUUACGCACUCAUCUUCGGGAUGUUUGGGAUUGUCGUCAUGGUGACAGAGACGGAACUGUCAUGGGGGGUUUACACGAAGGAAUCUUCAUACUCAUUUGCACUGAAAUGCCUUAUCAGCCUUUCCACUGUUAUAUUGCUUGGUCUUAUAAUAAUGUACCAUGCCCGGGAAAUCCAGCUGUUUAUGGUCGACAAUGGUGCGGACGAUUGGAGGAUAGCCAUGACGUAUGAGCGAAUCUUCUUCAUCGUGCUGGAGCUGCUGGUGUGUGCCAUCCAUCCCAUCCCGGGCCAGUACGUCUUCACUUGGACGGCGCGGCUGGCCUUCACCUACACGCCGUCGGUGGCCGACGCCGACGUGGACAUCAUCCUCUCUAUCCCCAUGUUCCUGAGACUCUACCUGAUCGGCAGGGUCAUGCUGCUCCACAGCAAGCUGUUCACGGACGCUUCGUCUCGCAGCAUCGGCGCCCUCAACAAGAUCAACUUCAACACGCGCUUCGUCAUGAAGACCCUCAUGACCAUCUGUCCGGGAACUGUUCUGCUGGUGUUCAGUAUAUCCUCCUGGAUCAUUGCUGCAUGGACUGUGCGUGUCUGUGAGAGGUAUCAUGACAAACAGGAAGUGACCAGUAACUUCCUGGGAGCCAUGUGGCUCAUCUCGAUCACCUUCCUCUCUAUCGGCUACGGGGACAUGGUACCGCACACGUACUGCGGGAAAGGCGUGUGUCUGCUUACAGGGAUCAUGGGAGCUGGCUGCACUGCGCUGGUGGUGGCAGUGGUGGCCAGGAAGCUGGAGCUGACCAAGGCUGAGAAGCAUGUCCACAACUUCAUGAUGGACACACAACUCUGCAAACGAGUAAAGAACACAGCUGCCAAUGUACUCAGGGAAACAUGGCUCAUUUACAAACACACCAAGCUGGUCAAGAAGAUCGAUCACGCCAAGGUGCGGAAACACCAGCGCAAGUUUCUCCAAGCCAUCCACCAACUGCGCAGUGUGAAGAUGGAGCAGAGGAAGCUCAAUGAUCAGGCCAACACCUUGGUGGACCUGGCGAAGACCCAGAAUGUGAUGUAUGACCUGGUGUCAGAGCUGCAGGAGCGCAGCGAGGAGCUGGACAAGCGCAUCGGCACAUUGGAGGACAAGCUGGACUCGGUGACGGGCAGCCUGCAGGCGCUGCCCUGCCUCAUCUCCCAAGCCAUAACCCAGCAGCAGCAGGACUUCCUGGACGGCUUUGUUCACCGCUUUCGUCCCGCUUCGCUAGCCUCCGAGCGUUCUGAACGCUCUGAGCGAUCCUGGACUUCCACCGCCCGAAGGCGGCGCUCUCCCUCCACAGCACCACACACCUCCUCCGACAGCGGAUAACCUUGACAGACCCUCUGUAGUCACCUUCAGGCUCCGCCUUCCCCAGAACCGACGCCUCGUCACCUCAUUCUGUCCCGUCCAAAGCUGUCCCUGUGUCCGCUGGCGAGUCCAUGUCUGGACUGGUAAUGAACCCACAUCCUGACCCCUGACCUGAUUCCUGCCCUUAUUCUUGCCUCCACACUCAUCCCCUCCGUCCUUCCUUCCUCCCGCCCGACAAAAAAUCCAAAAACCAGUUCCUCUGUGACUGAGCCUCUCAGCACAGCUUGGAUCAGAGCUACUCGGAAAGAACAAAGACGGCAAACAAGACUUAAACCAAGAAAAAACACAAAUGCAUCCAAAAAAAGAAAAAGAGAAAAAAAAAAUUAAAAACGACUGAAAAACCGAGAUAAAGUAGAGAUAUGGUUUAUGUUUUAGCCAUUGUAUGGCUGUCCAAGUUAGCUUUUUUGUAAAAGCCCUUGUAUAGUUAAAAAACGACUGAGUUCAGGGUCGCUGGGGUGAGAGCUGGCUGUCACACCGGAGAGUCCUUAACCACGAGGGGGAAGUUGGUCUGUGGAGCCGAGAGCCUCUGAGGCCUGGAGGACACCUGUCCACCCAUCCGUCCGUCGUCUGUUUGUCCGGUGAGGAGAGACAAACCAUUGGAUUUCCCUUUCAAAAGACUAGUGUCAUGGAUUCUUUCCCAUAGGUCAGGGUGAAAGCUUUAGGAGAGGCUGUGGAAGCGCUGACUUCAGGUCAGUGUUUGAAAAUGCACUUAAAGGGGAAACUGUCACACAGAAGAAUAGCAAAGGGGAUGCAUACGGCAUUACUACUGGGUAGGAAAACUUUACACAAUUGCCAACUUCAAGGUAUCAGCUUCCUUGUUCUUACCAAGGGAAAAAAGAGAGCGACUAUCUUUUUUAGUUACAUAUUGACAUGUGAUUUUUCAGUGCCUGAAUGUAUAAAUAGUAGAGGGUUAUUUAAUUACUAAUUUCAGAGCUUUUUUACGAUGUUAACAGUCUGAAUACAGCAUUGCAUUCCUUUUUCAGAUACAUUCCUCUCCAAAAAUUUAAAGAAAAUGUCUUAAUGUACUGCAUAACAUUGCCUCCAUUACGCCGCAACUCUAAAUGUUUAAAAACCUUUUUUUUUUCUUUGUUCUAUUUCUACUAACACAGCGAGAAAUGAAACGGAUCGGAGCGUAAGCGGCAGUGAGUCGGGCUGAGAGUGUAUUUGUCUGAGUUCACGUUUAGCUCGAUGCUGC
Molecule: messenger RNA, 4234 nt
Organism: Stegastes partitus (bicolor damselfish)
Lineage: Eukaryota; Metazoa; Chordata; Actinopteri; Pomacentridae
Gene: kcnn1a
Product: potassium intermediate/small conductance calcium-activated channel, subfamily N, member 1a
Exons: 9
Coding region: 1-3000 (999 amino acids)
Biological process (GO): potassium ion transport
Cellular component (GO): membrane
Molecular function (GO): calmodulin binding; small conductance calcium-activated potassium channel activity
Source: RefSeq, a predicted model, not a curated record